Molecule: messenger RNA, 1765 nt
Organism: Carassius auratus (goldfish)
Lineage: Eukaryota; Metazoa; Chordata; Actinopteri; Cypriniformes; Cyprinidae
Product: DNA damage-inducible transcript 4-like protein
Exons: 2
Coding region: 119-730 (203 amino acids)
Biological process (GO): negative regulation of signal transduction
Cellular component (GO): cytoplasm
Source: RefSeq, a predicted model, not a curated record
GGCUGCAGUCUGAAGAGUUACACAUUCAACCUCUCGCAUUCAUGGAAGGAACAAAGAAACACUCAGUGGAAGAGCUGGGCGAGCUGUCGGGGAAAAUCUCGGAGGAAAUCACUUUAACAUGGUCUAUACACAAGCUCUCGUGUUCGGUAACGGGAUGUCCGUCAGGAGCGAGCUGGAAACCCUAACGUUAGCUGAGGACCUGAGCUUUCUACAGCACUUCAGACCAGAUAGAGACAAACUCAAACACUGUGGCAGACUCAUGAAAGCACACAGCUCAUCAAGUCUGGGAUCUGAGUGCAGUUUGGAAGAGGAAGGAGAAGAUGCGUGUCUUCAAUUCGACCUGGCCAAACGCAUUGAGAAGUGCCUCUAUGAGGCCAAAGAAGCCAGUCUGAGCUGCCAGGAGCUGCGCCUGCCCAGACGCAUGACCGCACGUGUGGCCGGAGACAUCCUGCGCUCAUCCACAGAUGAGCCGUGUGGGAUACGAGGUGCGCUGAUCCAUUUAUUCAUGGAAAGCAAGGGAACACUACUUAAACUGGGCACCGUCAUUCCCGAUCGGAGUCUCACACCCACUUUUGAGGUCUCCGUGGUGCUGCAGCCUGAUCUGAGCGGAUGGCCUCCACUGAAGAUCCUGUUCGGAAGAGGGAAGGUCUUGAGCCUCAGACGGGAAUAUCGGCUGAUCAAGCGGAAGCUCUACUCGUCUGCCACUCCCACUGUACUGGAGUGUUACUAAAAGUUUGGCAUUAAGAGUAAAGAGAAGAAGACAAUGCCUUAGGUCUUCGAGAAAGAGGACAACUUUAGGAAAAGCUCAUUUUGCACAUUACGAUUAUAACUGUUACAUUAGUGUAUUUCAGUUCACCGAAUAGUUGAUGAUAAUGUUCAGUUCAAAGAAAGAAUGUGAUAUUGUACAACUGAAAUUUCUAAUACUGUACGAGCAGCUGUUAUAAUACUGCAUUAUGUUUCCUUAAAAUAUCAUUAACAUAUGCAUAUACACGAUCAUUCAAAAGUUUUGGGUCUGUAAGAUUUAUACAUUUUCUUUAAACAAGCCUCUAUGCUCACCAAUCUUGUUUUAUUAGAUUAAAAAUAUAGUAAUAUUAAAAAUAUUAAAAUAAUGUUUUUAUAUAUUUUGAGACGUAUUUGUUACUUUGGCAAAGCUGCAUUUUCAGUCUGCAACCUUCAGAAAUCAUUCUGUUGAUUUGGUGCUCAAGAAACAUUAGCAUUAUUAUUAAUGUUGUAAACAGUUAUUGCUUACAAUUUAACAUUUCAUUAAUAUUACAUCAUUUGUUGAUCAGGAAGUUCAAAAGUACAGCAUUUAUGAAUAGAAGUAAUAAUUUCUUUCAUUAAAAAAAAAAAAAUCUCACUGACCCAGAGCUUUUGAACAGUAAUGUAGAUUCCUGUAUAACCCGGGAUUUUACCUUGUCAUAUCUUGAUGUUUGUGACAAACACUAUUGUCAGGUGACACGGCACGUGAGAUCAGAUCAUGUUUGUGUGAGUAUGAUGGGUGUGUAGAGACUCCAGAAUGUUCAGUUUCAGUUCUCACUAUUUAUUGUUUACUGAUGUUCAGGGAUAUAGGAAGGUUCACAUGGUGUAUGAAUCACGCCACUGAUACAUGUUGAUGUCUUUAAUGGAUAUUGAGUGUUUUUUUUUUUUUUUUGGGUGUAUGUGAGACUUUGAAAAGGACAGGCUGGUAUUGUCCUCCCAGUUAAGCAUUUGUACUAAUAUUUUUUGCUUUGAAGCACAAGUUGAAUAAAUUAUUCCUAAAACUAUA